Molecule: messenger RNA, 4590 nt
Organism: Mycotypha africana
Lineage: Eukaryota; Fungi; Mucoromycota; Mucoromycetes; Mucorales; Mycotyphaceae
Exons: 9
Coding region: 60-4481 (1473 amino acids)
Biological process (GO): actin cytoskeleton organization
Molecular function (GO): actin binding; small GTPase binding
Source: RefSeq, a predicted model, not a curated record
UUUUUUUUCUUUCUUACUUUUGGAUUCUUCACAAUUGCUUUCUUCAUGUUUUGCAGUAGAUGGACUUGUUUGGUAUAAAAAAGAACAAGCGAAAGGAAGCAGUGGCUGCAGAAACAAUCUCAAUUCCCAUUCGACCUCAGCAAAUACCAACCACAAGCGCAGCAGAUUCAGGGGAAAAGAACGUCAGUAGGAAAUCCAGUCAUCAUAGCUCGUUUUUGUCGCGAUCGUCCUCGUAUUUUUCGCAGCAUACAAAUCAUGAACACAAACAACGUGAUAGUCAUUUCCCUAUUACGGCACCCACACUAAAUGCACAUUCAUCUCUCAGUGCUGUAGAUGGGUUAUCAGAUAAAGAAGUAGAAAAUCUUUUCCAAAGCAUGCUGUCGCGUAGGGGCAUCCGUGAUACCAAUUCAAGAAUACUCAUGCAGAACUUCCCCAUUGAAAAAAAGAGACUGAUGGUCUCUCAGGAUCAACAAGCAGACGCAGCAUUAGUAAAACCUUCUACUAUCGCCACUACCGCAGCCACGGCUCUUCAGCAGCAAGAGAAUAGUGGUGGAUAUGGUCAUAGCAGCAGCAGCAGCAGCAGCAGGUAUGACGAUAACGGCCAUAGUGGAGGUGCCGGUGGCAUUUUGAUCAGACGUAAAAGUAGCAGUAAAAGUAACAGUAGCCUUCACAAAUUGCAUCCGUCAAAGCAAUCAUCACUCCUUCUACCCGCCGUGCCUCAUAUCCCUCUCUCAGCUAUCGAAGACAAGAAUUCCCCAGAGUAUUACAUCAACAGAUUCUUAUCAGAACCCGAUUUGAAAGGCGUGAAUCAUGAAGUCUUGGCUCAUUUAGCCGUCAGUCUUCGAACCAUGCCAUUAAGUUGGGUGAAGGAAUUUAUUGAUUUAAAAGGUAUUCAGUUGAUCACAAAAGCCAUUGCUACCAUCAAUCAUAAGUGGGAUCACAAAACGGAAUCGGAACUUCAGAUGGAAAUUGAAAUUCUGAAAUGUUUUAAAUCACUCAUUAAUAACCGAUGGGGCGCUCGCGAGGUUGUAUGCCAUCCUCAAUGUAUCCAUGCAAUCACUUUAUCUAUCAUUUCCGCUCCUAUUCAAACGAGGAAACUGGUAUGCGAAAUCCUCGCCUUUGUCUGUCAUGUCGACUAUCCCAAGGGCCAAACUUUUGUACUUCAAGGUUUCGACAAAUUAAAUCAACAACGACAAGCCGGUGGUGAGGUAGGUCGCUGUCGAUUUGAUGCCUGGCUUAAACUGUUCGAUGCCACGCUCGACGGUCGUGGUCGUAUGGGUAGUUUAGUGGGCGCCAGCGAAGAUGUUCGUCGAUUAGCGUCUACAUCAGCAGUAGUACAAGCAGCAUCGACCACAGGCAGUAGUCAUCGUGUAACGACCACCCUAGUGAGCACUUCUGUAGAUAGUCAACUAGGUGAAUUUGCACUGUCCAAUAUGAUGCUGAUCAAUUCCUUGAUUACGGUAGUAGAAGACGUGGAAAUACGUGUCCAUCUACGAAACCAACUCAACGCGAGCGGACUCGUGCCCAUCAUGGAUAAAAUGCUGAAAUUCUUUUGCAACAACUAUACAACCACAACUUCUACAAGUAACAGUGAUCACAACAGCAGCAGUCAUUGUAUGACGAGUAGCCAUGAAGAGCAAUUAAGACGCCACAUCCAUAUUUACAAGCAAAUGUACGAGAAUGAUCUCGAGGAGAUGAUGGAUAUGUACAAUGAAACCAUUGUGACCAAUAUGAAUGAUCCGAGAGCUUGUUUCGAAAGGGUCUUGCAAAGAGUCGAAGGCACACCCAGUUACAACUUUUUUUUGAGCGCACUACAGCAUAUGCUGAUGAUACAGCCUUACCAUGAAGGCGAUGAUACACAAGUACGCUAUUUUCAGAUUUUAGACAAGUUGAUUACUCAAAUUGUAUUGGACAGAAAAGGACUCCUCAUCAACGACAACGCAGACACAGCCUUCAACAACUGGUCGGCCGUUGAGAGACUCAUUGAUAAACUGGAUGAACAAGAUCAAUUAGCUGCCGCAUUAAAAGAGACAAAAGAAGCACGCAAACUGAUCGAAAAGCUCAUGAGGGAAAAGCACGACCUGGAAACCGAACUGGGUUUAAAGCAAAAAGGAUCCGUCAAUGGUGGCCAUGGCGAGGCUCCUCUUAUCGGUGUCUUGCGCGACAAAACGAGCUCUUUAGAAGACUUGUUAAGAUUGUCACGGCACACGAUCGCCACUUUACAAAGGAAACUGAAAGAGACACAACAAGAAUACGAAACAAAUAUCGUAGCAUUGGAUAAGCAACUGAGAGACAUUUAUAUGAAGACAGCAGACGCCAAUAAAAAGGAUGGUAUUGCAGGUGAUGAUCAAAUUGGAUAUUCCGUGCUAAGAAAAGAACAAGUGACGAACGCCUAUCACCAAUUCAAAGCUCAAGGACGACUCACGAAAGGGACGUCCAGCUUGGGUGGCAAUGUAACAGCACCGUGGAUGACCAACACACGUCGUUACUUAUCUUCUGCUGCUGACGGCAAUGAAGCUGUAGGAAAAAAGCCUGUGAGUGCUAUGGCUGCUGAAUUGCAACAAAAGCUCUCCUUUCAAAGUAGUCAAAGGGUCAAGAACGAUAGCCAAUCUGUCCAUGAUGAUAGAGCUGCUAAGGAAGGUGCCAACAAUGUAACAGCUGCUAUCGAAUCCACCUCUGCUCCUCUUCCUCCUCCUCCUCCUCCGCCUCCGCCUCCACCUCCUCCUUCUUCUGCUACUGCUCCUGCUCCUGCUCCUCUACCUGUUACCGCAAAUAACAACAACCUAUCGCCACCCCCUCCACCUCCACCUCCACCUCCAUUCUCACCAUCCACAUCAAGCGCGGCUAAUGUAGAAAUGGCGAAAAGUACUGCUGGUUCAGCACGGCCAUCUUCAUCAUCACAAGCACUACCGCCGCCGCCGCCACCUCCUCCGCCGCCUCCUCCUUCUGUUCCUUCAACAUCUACUUCAACAAGCUCCAUUCAUACAAAUAUCAGCACAGCAUGUCUACCUUCCACUUCACCUACGAAUCUUGCUACGAUCAAUAACAAUAGCCCACUUAUACACAAUAGACCCUCCUGUACACUACCACCACGUAAACUUCUUCUUCAUCAACCUCGCGUGAAAACUCGCGCUUUGCAAUGGACAAAAUUAAACGCAAACCAUCUACAAAAAACUGUAUGGGGUUUACCCUCUUCUUCUUCCUCCUCCUCCUCCUCCUUGUUGGAACAGCAGAACAACACAGUAACAGAGCCUGAAGCUGUCGACAUGGCUUUGGAGGAGGAAUUAGAAACGAAGGGUAUUUUUCAAUCGAUCGAGCUCCUGUUUGCUCAGAAAAGGCCUACUAUCGUUGAAAAAAGCAGCGGUAAACGAUUAAAGAAAAGUCUUUCCAGCAGACACCAUCCUUCAACUACAGGAAGAACCUCCUCAACCAACAACAAAGAAGACGAUAGAGAAAGUGAUACGGAGGAAGAGGAUGGCAACAAACAACCAGAAAUUAUACACAUUAUCCACUCUAAAAAGGCUUACAACAUCAACAUUGCCUUUUUGUCCUCCAAAUUCAAACAUAUGUCUUUGACGCAAAUUAAACAAAGCUUUUUAGCGCUGAAUGAGGAAUUGAUGACAGAACAAGUCCUCAUCAGCAUGCAAUCCACCAUGCCGACGGCAGAAGAGAAAAAGCGCUUGCUUGAAUUUGCCAACAAUGCAUCGGAUAGCAGACAACCGAAAAAAGAUGGAAAAGAGCCACAGGAGAAACAACUGUCUAAAGCAGACUUAUUCUGCGCAGAGAUGCUAAAGAUUGAUCGAUUCAAAGAAAGAGUAGAACAUAUGUUGUAUAAAGUGACAUUUUCAGAGAAACACCAGCAGCUAUCGAAGAAUAUGACAGAUGUUUUGGAAGCAUCUAUAGCAUUGAAAGAGUCCAAAGCUUUAAAAGAGCUUUUGCGAUUCAUACUAUUGUUGGGAAAUUUCAUGAAUGGAACUAGUUUUCAAGGUGGAGCUUAUGGCAUAAAAAUUGCUAGCAUCAAUAAGCUGAUAGAUACCAAAGAUACCGAAGGAAACACUACUCUAUUACAUUUCUUGGUCGAUUCUGUUGAAAACCAAUUUCCUCGGCUUCAUGGAUUCCUUCAUGAUCUUCAAAAGAGUGGGGACGCUUGCAGAGUGUCAUUACCAGAUUUGAUUAAAGACUAUCAUGAAUUAAGGAUCGGCUUGAACAAAUUGAUCAAAGAAAUAGAUACCCAUUAUCCAGAAAAGAAGGAAGCGCAAGAGAAGAACUGCAUCGAUCUUUAUCCACAAAAAAUGCGAGACUUCAAACAGGAAGCCAUUGAAAAGUUUGAAGAGUUGGAAGUACGCUUCACCUCUAUGGAUGUAGCUUAUAAAGAUGCUGUCUCUUAUUUCGGGGAGAAUCCUGAACAAAUGAAGCCGGAUGAAUUCUUUAGUAUCUUCAAAACAUUCAGCACCCUUUGGGAGGUAAGUUCACAUUCUUAAACUGAACAGCUAGCAUUCUUGUCGAUAAUACCAACAUGAUUGUGCACUUUCGUUUCAUUUGUAGCGUGCCAGGAGAGAUAAUGCUGCCAAAAAAAAGAGGCAGGAGAAC